Molecule: messenger RNA, 4557 nt
Organism: Siniperca chuatsi (mandarin fish)
Lineage: Eukaryota; Metazoa; Chordata; Actinopteri; Centrarchiformes; Sinipercidae
Gene: abtb3b
Product: BTB (POZ) domain containing 11b
Exons: 18
Coding region: 372-3482 (1036 amino acids)
Molecular function (GO): protein heterodimerization activity
Source: RefSeq, a predicted model, not a curated record
GUUGACAUCGCCUUUUUAUUAAUAAGCCUUAUAAUGGGCUACAUCAAUGACGUUUAUUGAUCCUGUAAAGCGAUCCAAUUGAACUCUUUGCUACUUCAUCCCGAGAGUCCAUUGGCUGACAGCUGUUCUCGGUUCUCCACGGCCCCGCCUCCAUCUGUCAGGCACUGCGCUGGUACAGCACUGUGUGUCUGUUGAUGCACUGUAGUGAGAUACUACUCUUUAACUUUAUACGCCUUGGAUGGACUUUUCCUAAAAGACUGAAUACUGUUUGUCAGCAGAGCUUGUGCAAGGCGCGUGCGUAUCCAAACUCCGCCGUCUUGAAUAUUUUUCUCCACUUUCCCAAGCCCUCUUUUACAGUAUGAAGUGCAGUUAUGGCAAGGAGUAGCAAGUCAGUAGCGAGGACCCUGGAGGAUUUGACGCUAGACUCGGGUUAUGGUGGAGCCGCCGACUCCUUCAGAUCUUCCAGUGCGUCGCUGUGCUGCUCAGAGGCACAUGGGGGGAAUCACUGGCAUUUAACCGACUCGAUGCACAGUCGACACAACAGUCUGGACACUGUUAACACGGUCCUGGUCGAAGACGCCGAGAUCCUGGAGAGCACCGGGCAGUGCGCGAAACUACCCGAGCUUGAGGAUGUGCCGUGGAGCCUCGGGGAAGUGGCGAGCGCACUGAUCAGGGACGAGGAGAUGAGCCUGCAGACCCCCCCGCAGGACGUCCUGCUCAGGCUCUCGGUGCUGGUCAGCCGGGCCCUGGUCAGGGUAGCUAAGGAGGCGCAGCGCCUGAGUUUGCGCUACGCCAAAUGCACCAAAUAUGAGAUCCAAAGUGCCAUAAAGAUCGUCCUUUCGUGGACCGUCUCGAUGAACUGCAUCAGCGCGGCCCUCAGUGCCUUGUCCCUGUACAACAUGACCACAGAGGAGGACAAGUUCAGCCGCGGUAAGUCGGUGCGCUGCGGACUCAUCUUUAACGUGGGGAAGUUCUUCAGGUGGAUGGUCGACAGCAGGGUUGCGGUCAGGAUCCACGAGCACGCCGCGAUCUACCUGGCUGCGUGCAUAGAGAGUCUCUUCCGCGAUGUAUACGCGCGGUUGCUGCGCAGUGCGCUGCUGGAGCGGGAUAACGGGAUCCCCAAGUUCACUGUGGAGAUCCUGGAGCAGGCCGUCAACAGUGAUGCAGAGAUAUGGGGGGCUCUGCUGCCUUGGCAACACCUGAUCUGUGGGAAGAAUGCAAGUGACUCGCACAUCACAAGGUCACCACAAGAAACAGCAGAAGCCUUUUUGCAGCUGACUGAUAGUCACAUCUUGGCAGGUGUGCUCAGCCUACCUGAGGGUCUGACUCUUCACAGGGACCAGCAGCAGCGAGUGGGGAAGAGCGGAGAGGGAAACGCCUACAGUCAGCCUGAGUUGCGUUCCGUUGAACAGUGUUUACUGGCUACAAGAGUGGGCAGCAUCUCGGAACUCAGUGACCUGGUGUCCCGGGCCAUGCACCACCUACAGCCGCUGUAUAUGAAGAACCACAACAAUGGGACGCCAAUCCACCAGAAGAGCAGUGUGAUUCACUGGGCGCCCGAGGCGAUCUACACGCUAUGUUACUUCAUGCACUGCCCUCAGAUAGAGUGGGAGAACCCCAAUGUUGAGCCCUCCAAGGUUACCUUACAAACAGAGAGGCCGUUCAUGGUGCUGCCACCUCUGAUGGAGUGGGUGCGCGUGUCCGUGGUUCACACGGAACACAGACGCAGCUUCUCUGUGGACAGCGAUGAUGUCCGGCAGGCUGCCAGACUGCUGCUGCCUGGAGUGGACUGUGAGCCCCGUCAGCUUCGAACGGAUGACUGCUUCUGUGCCUCGAGGAAACUGGAUGCUGCCUCUACUGAAGCAAAGUUCCUGCAGGAUCUGGGCUUCCGUAUGCUCAGCUGUGGACGCACAGACCUGGUGAAGCAGGCUGUCAACCUGCUGGGGCCUGAUGGUAUCAACAGCAUGAGUGAGCAGGGGAUGACCCCGCUGAUGUACGCUUGUGUCCGUGGAGACGAAGCCAUGGUACAGAUGCUGCUGGAUGCGGGAGCUGAUAUUAACAGCGAGGUGCCAAACUCAGUGCACAAGCACCCCUCAGUCUUUCCCGAAACGCGGCAGGCGACGCCCCUCACUUUCGCUGUGUUACACGGACAUGUGCCUGUGGUGCAGCUGUUGCUGGAUGCCAAAGCCAACGUGGAGGGGUCCCUGCAGGAUGGGAUGGAGAACUACACAGAGACCCCGCUGCAGCUGGCUGCUGCUGCAGGUAACUUUGAGCUUGUGAGUUUGCUGCUGGAGCGGGGGGCGGACCCCAUGGUGGGAACCAUGUACCGUAAUGGCAUUUCCACCGCGCCGCAGGGAGACAUGAACUCCUACAGCCUGGCAGCAGCUCACGGACACAGAAAUGUGUUCCGUAAGCUGCUGUCCCACACGGAGAAGGGGAAAGGGGACAUCUUAUCCCUGGAAGAGAUUCUGGCAGAGGGUUCGGAGCUGGAAGGUAGAAGUCAGUCUCAUAUUGACCUGAUCCGAACUGGGAAGGCCAAGCUUAAAGCCCUGAAAGAAGCCAUGUAUCACAGUGCAGAACACGGGCAUGUAGACAUCACCAUAGAUAUAAGGAGCCUUGGGGUUCCAUGGACUUUGCACACUUGGCUGGAGUCUCUGCGCACAUGUUUUCAUCAGCAACGCCGCCCUCUGAUCCAGGGUCUUCUGAAAGAGUUCAGCUGCAUUGAGGAAGAGGAGUACACUGAGGAGCUCAUCACGCAUGGCCUGCCUCUUAUGUUCCAGAUCCUCAGAGCUAGCAAGAAUGAGGUGAUCAGUCAGCAGCUGUCUGCAACCUUCACCCAGUGUUAUGGACCCUACCCCAUCCCAAAACUGGUGGAGAUCAAGAGGAAGCAGUCGUCACGCCUGGAUCCUCACUUCCUGAACAACAAAGAGAUGUCAGAUGUGACCUUUUUGGUGGAGGGGAAGCCAUUUUACGCCCACAAAGUCCUGCUCUUUACAGCUUCCAACAGGUUUAAAACUCUUCUAGCAAACAGACCUUGCGGAGAAAACACAUGCAUUGAAAUCAGCAAUGUCAAAUAUCACAUUUUUCAGCUGGUGAUGCAGUAUCUCUACUUUGGAGGGACAGAAGCUCUGCACAUCAGGAACACUGAUAUUAUGGAGCUUCUGUCUGCAGCCAAGUUCUUCCAGCUGGAGGCGCUACAGAGGCACUGUGAGAUUAUCUGCUCCAAGAACAUUAACACUGAAACGUGUGUGGAGAUCUACAACCAUACCAAGUUUCUUGAUGCUCCAGACUUGGCGUCCUAUAUAGAGGGCUACUUCCUAAAGAACAUGGUAAUGCUGAUCGAGUUGGAGCCAUUUAAACAGCUGCUGUACGACACACCUCCGGAUAGCCCCGGCUGUGACAUCCUGCAGGCCCUGGAGAAAACCCUGGCCAUCCGCAUCCAGUCCAUCCACCUGUCCUCCUCGAAGGGAUCCAUCGUCUGAUCUCAUGACCUUUUCACACAGGAUCAGAGAAUAUUUAUCAGAGCGAUAUCAGAGACAUGACACUGUAUUGAGAUGUAUCUGAGUGUCGGAUCAUUUCAAGUGAAAGAGAAAAAUAAGACUUGUGGACUGUCCAGUUCUUUGUCUCUGUGAAGCUCAUCAGUUGCUAAUAUGCUUCUUGUUAUCUUAGCACAGGUUAUACAUACAUUACUGUAACAAUGUCCCUCAUUCAGCAAAUAUUUCUCAGUUAUUGUUGAACUUAAUGGAUCAGGUGGGACUAUCAAAACUCAGAGGAAGAGUUGCAACCAACUGCAACAGUCAGAGCAUCUGAAUACAUGGCUCAACGUGUUGAGACGAUAAACAACCUCAGCGUAAUGUGAUAAGCCAUGAGUGUAUCCUUUCCUGGCUGUGAGGAAGAACUACUGCCUCAUGUUGUGAUUAUUUGCUUAAACAUGUGUACCUGUGCAGAGUAAUUUGUAUAUUUGUCAGUCACUUAGCAUUAUCUGUGCUGAUUACUUCUUAAAGCCAAACAAGACAAUUAACUGACAGGUACCUGUAAUGUGAGUGACGCAAAAGAGGGACUUUCAUCGCGUAACUUUGGGCAACUGGGUGGGAAAGAGAACUUUUCCUUCCUCCACUACUGUGUAAAUAUUGUUCAUAAAAAACAGAUAAUGUAAGUUAAUGUAUAUAUCCACUGAUGUUUUCUCUCUUUACUGUUAGAUAUCGCUGUAAAAACAAAAAGCUCAUCUUUUAAAUAUCUGUGUUUAAAUGUUGCAUGUCAGGGGGAUGACUGUGUUUUGGUUUUUCUGUUUGAACUGUUGGAAGAUAACAUUGAGGAGCUGCUUUCACACUUAUAAGACUGGAAGUUGGGCGAGAAUAUUUUUGUCAUCAGCAUGGGUCACUAGAUGUGUAACAGUCAAAUAGUGUCGCCAUUUCGUGUGUGAGAGGCUCCAGGCCUGUUUAGUCCUGAAGUGGGAACAUUAUGCUGUCAGCUGUUUUCCAGGGAUUGUGAAACCACAUGACAUGUAUAUGUGUGACUUGAUAUAUCUUUCCUCUAUAAAGAUUAAUAUAAAGAAUA